Lolium perenne is the source of this 973-nucleotide messenger RNA. RefSeq lists its product as uncharacterized. Lineage: Eukaryota; Viridiplantae; Streptophyta; Magnoliopsida; Poales; Poaceae. The record is from RefSeq and is a predicted model, not a curated record.
AAAGGGCAGAACACAAUGUCCGCCAUGGGGGGAGAGGCAGAGGACGACAAAAGAGGGUAGCUUCCGCAAGAUCUUGAGAUGUGUGAAGACUGCAGACACCAGGUCAGCUUAGCAUUACUAUCGGCACCACCACCAAUUCCUUCCUUCCCAAACCAGUUUGCCAAGAAGAAAGCCUAGCUAGCUAUCGAUCGAUCGAUCGACCAUAUAUAUGCGGCAGCUUUUCCCAUCCAUCUGAGAUCAAUCGAUCGCCAGGCGCCAGCCAGUAUAUCCAUAAAUAGUUUGAUUCCAUGGGGAGCGACAACAAGUCGGGCUCCGCCGCCGGCGCAUGCAGCCCGCCGCCCGCCGUCUGCUGCAUGUGCGGCGACCAUGGCCUCCUGCCGGAGUUGUUCCACUGCUCCGCCUGCUCCGUCCGCUCCCAGCACACGUAUUGCACGGAUCGGUAUCCGAAGGCGGAGGCGUACGGGACAUGCAACUGGUGCCUGAGCGCAGGCCAAGGAAGCGGUGGCGCCACUCCUAGCCCAGUGAGAUCCACGAUCAAAGCGCCAGUCCGGCCUCGGCCGGCUGCUCACUGCAGAGAUGAUGUUUCGACCUGCAGCGGCGGCGGCGCCAGAUCGGUGCCACUGCCGGCGAAGGUCGCCGCUCGGAGUGACUUCACGGCAGAGCUGAACAAGCCUAUCAAGAAGGAGCAACAGCGGCGGCGGCUCGUGCUGCGGCGGUCGGCGUCGGACCUGGGCAGCGGCGUCGUCCGUGCCAGCCGAGGCGCCGGGCCGCUUUCUCCUGGCGUCCCGCGGGGAAGGCCGAGGGUUCAGCGGUACAAGCUCUUGGAAGAGGUGAUCAGCAGCUAGCUAACUUAACGACAAGAUAUAGAUGCACAUACAUGUACAUGGUUUCUUAAUUUUGGUUUUCGUGGAUGAUUGCAUGCGUUUAUGCAUGUAAGCAUGUACUACAGAGUAGGUGCGGCCGUGGAGUUCUA